This is a messenger RNA of Protopterus annectens (West African lungfish), 3247 nucleotides long. RefSeq names its product KIAA0895 ortholog (gene MATCAP2). The coding region runs from base 279 to 1838 and encodes 519 amino acids. The transcript is spliced from 7 exons. The record is from RefSeq and is a predicted model, not a curated record. NCBI's taxonomy places the organism in Eukaryota, Metazoa, Chordata, Ceratodontiformes, Protopteridae.
ACAACACUUCAGGCAGACAAGCAACUUUCGUGUCAUCACCGACAAGCAGAGGUUGGUGGGACUCGAAGGGUAAAUUGUUCAAUGUGGCUGCUUUCAGUCUCUCUUUCUUUUUUUAACUCGUGUUUAUGUUGCACUUCUUGACGGCGUCAAAAAAAUCAAUCUGCAUUGCUACUACGUUUGUGUUUAAUUACGUUAUUUUGCUCCUUAGCGCUGACGGUAGCCAUCUGGGUCCGUGUAACUGCCACUUACAUUUUUCAUAGGUUUCAUAAGAAGAAGCGAUGCUCGAAUCCAUACAAGUGACUGAAAAACUGCACUGGCCAGAGCAAGAACUCUCAAGAAAGUCUGUUUUACCCCACAAUGAAAACCAGUCAAAUGUGAGUAAAAAUGGACUUCAUCAGCUUUCCCCGAGCAUCCUCAAAAACAUAUUCACAACUGGAUCCAGUAGCUACAAUGUUCUUUUGCAAACCAAAAAAGAGAAGCGACAUCACCAGCAAAAGCAAACCUCCACAGGCCAUCAUAAGAAACACAGGAAAACUGGGAAAUCAUCAUCCCUUUCACGAAGCAAGGAACAUCGAAAGUCAAAUGCUCCACUGCCAAUAUUAAAUACUUGGUGUUGUUGCUCAGGCAGACCGUCUGAAAUCUUUAUCAGCAGUUCAUUGUCUAGCAGUGCAAACUUUACACAUAGUUUCUCUGUUAUGGGAAACAGCAUGGGCUUGUCCCCUAGACCUAAAUGCAAAGCCAGCCGGCUUUGUUUUUCCAGUCUACAUAAGACAAAGCUUCCACAUUUGAUGAAGAGUCGUAACAGCGAAGAAGAAGGAUCCAGUCGUAAACCGUGCAUUCUGACAUGCAUUAAACCUUGCAAUGUGGAAAAAGAGAAGAUGAAGUUCUUUAAGUCAGAAUUCACCUACUGCCCUCAGUUUGAGUAUGUCAACCCUGCGCAACCCAGUGUACUGGCAAAAUACAGCCAUGCCUCUGAUAAGUUACUUACACAGGCUGUCAGGAUCAUGGAAAGAACACUGGAGAAAUAUGGCAGCUAUGAAAAGUUUGAGAUGAUUAAUGGUGGAAGGCUGCUUCCUAAGAGUCGUAUUUGGAACCAAGUUAGAAAAUACAUGGAGAAAGAAGGAUGUUUGGGCGAGAUUGUUAUUCACUUGACUGAUGAUCUGCUUUCUCGAGCAUCAAUGAUGGUAGUGAAUGGUCGACCAACUUUAACCAUCAAUAUCACCACGGCACGUGAGCACUGGCUAGAAGGGAUGCUAAGGCAUGAAAUAGGGACUCAUUAUUUUCGAGGAAUUAACAACAGUCAGCAGCCCUGGUGUAAUUGGAAUGGACGUAAAAAAUAUGGGCUAAAGUCUGCGAACCCUACCGAGGAAGGUCUUGCCAGUAUUCAUAGUGUCCUUUUCCGCAAGGAUCCUCUCCUGUGGCGGGCAGCCCUCUUGUAUUACACUGUCUACCAGGCCAGUCGCAUGUCCUUCAGUGAGCUUUUCCAAGAUGUGGGGAAAUUUGUGAAAGAUCCAAACACAAGAUGGGACUAUUGUGUACGAGCCAAAAGAGGACAGACUGAUACUUCUUUACCAGGUUGUUUUAGCAAAGAUCAAGUUUACUUGGAUGGUAUUUUUAAAAUUUUACGACACAGGCAGAGCAUUGACUUCCAGCAUUUGACAGCUCUUGGAAAGAUUUCUUUUGAAGAUGUGAAUCGUCUGAAGGAGUUUGCUGUCUUACAGACUGUGAGGAUACCACAUUUUCUUCAAGACCGGAGCAUGUACAUGGAACAACUGGAGAAAAUCAUGGAAGUUAAUGAGCUCACAGAUGCCAAGCUAGACACUUUACUAUCUUGUUGAGAUGUUAGUCAUUAAGAAGGCAAAUGGUGUUUUAAGCAAAUUUGGUAACACUCUUAUAGAAUCAGAAUGUGAAAAGUACAUGUAUCUGUCAGCUAGUUAUAUGUUAACCAUAAAACUAGUAGCUUUCACAGUGAAUUUUCUAAGUGUUUGAAGAAAACAUUUUGUUCUCAAAACUGUUAAAAUAGAUGCCAGAAAUCCAUCCAUUUGUUUUACCAUCAGGUAUAUGCUAAGCUAAAAUAACAGGGAUAAAAUGUGUUUUCUUGGCAAAUUUUUUUUUGUUUACUUAAGUAAACUGUACCCGGGUUUGGUUGUACACAUUGUACCUACUUGUGGCACUUUAUUUAUGUUAUUCAUAGGUGAAUUUGUUAAUAAAAUUACUCAGAAUGUGCUCAGAAAAUGAGCAGCAAUAUGUGAUCACCCUUUUCUGUGACUAUUUGUAUUGUACAGCUGUGUCUCUAUAAAGCUGAGAUGCAGUGUAUUCUGAGGUUUGUAAGAAACUGCAAGUAUGAACACCAUGAACAGAGCACCCUGCUCACCUCUGGUGGUAUUUUUUUUAAUAGUUCACUGUAUAGAUAUGCACCAUAUUUCUAAUCCUAUACAAUCUGCAUUAAUUUCAGUCAUAAAAGGUAUGAUAUGGUAAGGUAUUGAUAUUUGGAAAUGUGAAUCCGUAACUGUGAUAACUUUCUUUUAAUGGAUUACAAUGAUACUUAGACCUGUGGAUCUUCAACAGUGAUAGCUUUCUUUCAAAUGGAUCACAAUACAUUUUACUGAAAUGCUGCUUUAACCUCUGUGAACACUCUUAAACAUGCAGUUUAAUGAGCUGUGUUUCACAGCUCAUUCCAUAUUCACUUGAAUUUAUUAUGCUGCUGUUCUAUUACAAUGACAAAUUUAAGUCCACUGAGAUUAAAAAAUCAUGAUUUUAUUUUCUGAAUCUUACACAACUUUUGUUUUUAGAUUAAGCAGAUCAUUUCAAAAUGAUACAUUUUCAUCUCAGUCCUACAUAUGAGUCUUUGGAUCAGGGCCCUUAUUUAUUUCUGUUGAUAUGUAUCAUGGGUCUAUAUCAAUAUUCUGCAUUUCUUUUUUUUUUAGAUAAAUUAUUGCGAUUUAUUGAAUUCAAAUUGAAAUACUGUCAUUACAUGUUCACUUGCUUUUCUGCCAGUUACCAUUAAUGUUAAUAAGCUGAAGUAUGAAAAAGGACAGAUGGAGUUGUCAAGUGACUGCUGUUUGGAGACAAGAAAGCUAAAGAUCUUAUUUUGGCCACAAAACAGCCUUGUGACUGCUAGCACCACUGAAGUCCUUCUUGUGUGUAUAAGUGCUGAUAGUUUAUUUAUUAUAGUUAAAGUAAAAAAAAUAAGUUUUUCAGAACUGGCACAAUGAGUAACAAUAAAAGAAGUAAUUAAAUAAACUGA